GUGGCUCGUGCUUUGAGUUACCAUGGUGACACACCCACCAGCAUAAAAGUAGGCGUCCGCCUGCUUGUGUCGCUCCGUUAAGAAGAGACCGGAAUUUAUCCCGCGACACCAUCGGAAAGAGCUCCAACCAAUGCCUCUGAACUUCUCUGAAUUCAACCGGAGCGUCUCUGCCUUCACCUCCAAGUUGACCCCAGCUGCUGACAUAUGUGUUGGGCUCACCAUCCUCUCUGUCGUUCUGCUCUCUGUUCUGGGCAAUGGGCUGGUUCUGGUGAUUUGCUACCGCAGGAGGAAGAAGAUGGUGGGCUCAGAGCUGCUGUGUGUCAACCUGGCCGUGGUCGACUUCCUCUGCUGCAUCUGUUUCUACCCGCUCUCCAUCCUCUCCUCCUUUAACCAUGUGUGGCUCGGAGAGAACGUAACAUGUGUCUACUACGGCCUUGGCUGCUUUAUUUUCGGCCUUUGUGGCAUGUUCACCAUCACUGCCAUCAGUGUCACCCACUACCUGAAGACUUGCUACAGCUUGGUUUACGCUGUGUGGCUGGAGGGAACAAACCUACGGAUAGCUUGCUGUUCCAUUUGGUUCGUUGCCACGGUGUGGUCCAGCUUCCCGCUGUUUGGAUGGGGCGAGUACGUCCCUGAGCCUUAUGGACUGUCCUGCACCAUUGCCUGGAAGGGCUAUCAUACCUCAGCCAAGGAUGCCUUUUAUGUCAUCUGCUCCUUCGUCUGUUUUACACUGGUUCCUGUCCUCUUCAUUGCGGUGUCCCAGUGUCUGAUCCUCUACAAGGUGUCUCGCUUUUCCAACUCACUGUCCGCUAAAGGGAUCCGCAACAACCUGAGGAACACGGAGAAACGACUCUCUUUGAUGUUUUUCUGCAUCAGCCUGGGCUUUGUGAUUGCAUGGGCUCCAUACGCCGUUGUCUCCUUCCUUUUCAUUUUCCACAAGGAGGGCUGGUACAUGGCUCCUGAAGGCUUCGUCUUCCCUGCCCUCUUUGCCAAAAGCUCUCACAUUUACAACCCGUUCAUCUACUUCUACUUCAACAAAACUUUUCAAAAAGAGCUCCGCAGCCUGCUCUUUGCUUUGUGGCCCAAACUGGGAGGGAAUCGUGUGGGAGUUCAAGUUGGGGCAACGGGCGAACAAGUCCCUUUUCCCAUCCACAUUCAGCUCCAGGAGAGACACUGCAUGAAAAUGACCACUUUGUCUCAGGAUAAAACUCAGAGCAAGAUCAGGACAAAGAGCAAGAGCAGAGGCAGAGCGACAAGCAGCAGUCACCAUUACCAUGGCAGGCAAGUGUACACCUGCUGGGGGUCCUCGUCCAAGAAUGUUUCCACCUUCUUGGGUAAAAAGUCUGUCAAAGACCCCCUUCCUGUCUCUAUAUGA
This is a messenger RNA of Cheilinus undulatus (humphead wrasse), 1375 nucleotides long. It is a transcript of the gene opn8c, whose product is annotated as opsin 8, group member c. NCBI's taxonomy places the organism in Eukaryota, Metazoa, Chordata, Actinopteri, Labriformes, Labridae. The coding region runs from base 131 to 1375 and encodes 414 amino acids. The transcript is spliced from 4 exons. Gene Ontology annotation, biological process: G protein-coupled receptor signaling pathway. The record is from RefSeq and is a predicted model, not a curated record. Gene Ontology annotation, cellular component: membrane. Gene Ontology annotation, molecular function: G protein-coupled receptor activity.